Messenger RNA from Hermetia illucens (black soldier fly), 2854 nucleotides. RefSeq names its product histone-lysine N-methyltransferase MECOM. The record is from RefSeq and is a predicted model, not a curated record. Gene Ontology annotation, molecular function: RNA polymerase II cis-regulatory region sequence-specific DNA binding; DNA-binding transcription activator activity, RNA polymerase II-specific. Gene Ontology annotation, biological process: regulation of transcription by RNA polymerase II. The transcript has 3 exons. Bases 1244 to 2680 code for a protein of 478 amino acids. NCBI's taxonomy places the organism in Eukaryota, Metazoa, Arthropoda, Insecta, Diptera, Stratiomyidae. Gene Ontology annotation, cellular component: nucleus.
GCCCGCAACUCAACUUCACUGCUCAAGUAUGCUAAAAAGUUAAUACAGUUUCAGUUGGUAUCUAGUACUUGGUACUUGUAAUAACUCGACUCGGAUUCAUAUGUUGGAGUCGUUGGAUUUUCUCUAUCGUUGCGAUUCGUCUUCAUAACCGUUUUCCGUUCGUUGUUAUCGUGGUGCAUCGGUUUCGAUUUUUUUUUUAAGGAAGUUGAAAACGGACAAUAGAUACUUUUUUUAUUGAUAUAAUUUAUUAGUAUUUUUUUUUCUACCGGAAUUCGGAAUCAAUCUAAUUUUAGUUUACUUCCGAAAAACUACUAUAAAAUUAGUUUGUAUAUAUUUGUAUUUGCAAAAAUAUUCGAAAUAUCGGAGCAAACAUAAUUCACUGGUAAAAUUAAGAAUUUAUUAAAUUGGAAGUGAUUUAGAUAAUUUAUUAUCUCGCAAUUGUGUUAAUUUGAUAAAUAGUUUGAAUGUGUUCAGUCACCUGUUUUCCUGCUGAUCCAUAAACAAGAAAGUAUUCUCAACAUUUCAUACCCAUGGCAACUAGAAAGGAUACCAGUUUUCAGUUAUCAAAUUUCGACGCAACUUCCGAAAAAGCAUGAAAGAUGUGUACCCAAUCCUGGCGAGGAUUCUAACCCUAAAUUACCCUUAGUGAAUGGCGGGACACUAAACAGCAAUAAAAGGAUCCUCAGAAGGUUAUGUUCUCAAAGCCAUUAUUAAACUUAGUAUUACAAGUCCAAGGAUACCAACAGCAAGGCUCAUGUCCUUCCAAACAUUGGGAAGUGUUUACCAAGUUCAGUAUUAAUCUAUUCAACGAAGUUCCCGUGAAGGUGAAUCCGGAUAACAAUUAAUUAUAGUGACAGUGUUUUAAUCUAACGGUUUAGUGCAAAUUAAGUGAAAUUAUUUCACUUUCCCAACGAGGGCGGAAUAGAAUCUCUACAGAUUAAGUGUAUGAUUAGUGAAUUGGUUGGUUUUACAAUCGUUAUUAACCAGUUUUAUUGAAGAAGAGCUGACGGGAAAAAGGGAUUAAAUCUGUGCACCACGAUCCUGGAAAAUUUAACUGUGGUUAUGAUAUCGAAACGGCUCAUGUCAUCCAGGAAAACACGUCCCGAUGAUUAAGUUGGAAGAAAUAUUUGAAGCAAUCAGACUUUUACCCAAACAACGAAAAUGAUGCCAAACUUUCAACACUAAUCGAUUUUCAAAACAGACGAUCUCACCGCCUUUUUUCCGGCCGACCGUCCACUCUAUAAUGCGGGAGAAAGAUCAUUCUCCACGAAAAAUGCUUCCUAGUCCAAAACAGGGGUCUGUGUACCCAACCUUAGGUCAAAGCCCUGCUUCCUAUGCAUCACAAUUACCCUACGAUUUAUCGCCUGCAAAUCGAAACCUCUCUACAUCCUCUAUAACGACAUCAUCGACGGCUUCAGCAACAUCGUCCGUAAGUCAAACCAGCAACUGUACAAUACAAGGAGGAUCAUCUGAUCAACCUUUGGAUCUCCGUUUGGAUCAUAAGAAAACCAUAUCUGAUAGCAGUAGUAAUAGCGGGAAUGAGGAUCGACUGGCCGAUGAGAAUAGCAAUAUUAUAAUGAUCGAUAAUAAUCGAUCACAAACACCGGGCAAUGUAUUCAGCGUUAAAAGCGGUAACUUGGCUAAGGCAACGAUGGUUACUUUAAACAACAAUUUAUCUAGUUUUGAAGACAGUGAAAAGUUUAGAGGGAGCGGAAACUCCUUCAAGGAUGAACUUCGGAUACCAAAUCUAGGUUGCCACAGACCUGGCCUAUUUCCCCCGCCUGCAAUUCAUCCUCUUAUGUUAGAGGCUAUGGCUAAAGCCGCUCGCCUGCCGUUACCAUAUCGGAAUCCUUUCGUUGCGCCACCCCAACCACCGCCAAAUGCAUUCGAUCUUUUACGGCCGAAACAAGAACUACUAUCUUCGUUACCAACACUCGCAUCUUCAAUCGUUAACCAUCACCGCCCGCACCACCAUAGUACCAAUAGUAAUAGUAUCGUAGUUAAUAGCAACAAUAACAACAAUGAAGCUAUGCAAAAUGCAAACAUCAGCCCCGCAGCCGUGAAAAAUAAGGAUCGCUAUGCGUGCAAGUUCUGCGGGAAAGUCUUUCCACGCUCGGCUAACCUAACGCGUCACUUGAGAACGCAUACGGGCGAGCAACCGUACAAAUGUAAAUACUGUGAACGUUCCUUUAGUAUAUCAAGUAACCUCCAGCGUCAUGUUCGAAAUAUCCACAACAAGGAACGCCCUUUCAAGUGUGCUCUCUGCGAACGCUGCUUCGGUCAGCAAACUAAUCUCGAUCGCCAUUUGAAGAAGCACGAAGCAGAUGCAGCUUCCUUGGGGCUCGGUUUUGAUGAGCGGAUACGUGGUAUGCGACGAAAUACACGUGCCGGGAUUACUGAAGAAUCCUACUUCGAAGAAAUACGAUCCUUUAUGGGAAAGGUGACACAGCUACCGAUCCCUUUGCGAUCACAAUUAUCUACAAGUGGCGAUAUGAAUUCUCCAAGAAGCGGGUCUUCAUCGUCUUCGUCGCCACCAUCGGAACCUACUUCGCCGAAAAGUCUACAAAUUCUUGAUGAUUGUAUGACUGACAGGACAAGUCCAAUUAUAAACUUAGCAAGUAGCAGUAAUAAUGACAAUAACAAUAAUAAAAAUAAUGAAGAUCGUGUUCAAGUUACCUGACCAACUAUUUGGAUAGUUUGUAAUAUCUUAAAGCUUAAUGCAAGGACGAGAAUGCAGAAACUCUCCUGUAUUUUGUAUUGUACUUAUGAAGAUAAGUUUGUUGAUAAGAUUUUUAGUUGUAUGCAGCUGAGAUAUGUGACUAUGUACCAGACAAAUGAAACUACUAAUUUCUAA